UUGUGUGUGCUCUGCAAGCCAGCUGCAAGGGUUUUCCGACUACCUUCUUUUUAUCGUGUUUUCUCCCGCUAUUAUUCCUUAAUCUCCUCUGUUUCUGCAUUUUCUCAACACAUUCAGUCAUGGUCUUCCUCAGAAGUAUCAGUUCAGUGGUUUCCCGAAAUUUCCUCAGAGGCUUCUCAUCAACUGGAAGUGCUGGAUGCAAAGCCGCCUUCUCUUGGGAAGAUCCGCUGAAUCUUGAGUCCCAGCUCACUGAGGAUGAGAUUGCGGUGCGAGAUUCCUUCAGGACAUAUUGCCAGGAGAGCCUGAUGCCGAGAAUAGUGGAAGCGAACCGCCAUGAGGUGUUCCACAGGGAAAUAAUGGAGGAGAUUGGGAAGCUAGGCGCUUUGGGCUGUACCAUUAAGGGCUACGGAUGCGCCGGAGUGUCCAAUGUGGCCUACGGUCUGCUGGCCAGAGAGAUUGAGCGUGUGGACUCUGCCUACAGGUCUGCCCUCAGUGUCCAGAGCUCGCUAGUGAUGGGGGCUAUUUAUGAUUACGGAACAGAUCUGCAGAAAGAGAAGUACCUGCCACGGCUGUCUCGCGGAGAAAUCAUUGGCGCUUUUGGCCUCACUGAACCCAACCAUGGCAGCGAUCCUGGGAGUUUGGAGACCCGGGCAAAGUUCGACAGCGCUUCGAAGACCUUCACACUCUCCGGGAGCAAAACGUGGAUAACAAACUCCCCAAUCUCUGAUGUGUUCAUUGUAUGGGCAAAGUGUGAUGAUGGGAAGAUUCGAGGGUUCAUCGUUGAUCGUGAACAGAGUGCCAAAGGUCUGGAUACGCCAAAGAUUGAGGGGAAAUUCUCACUGCGUGCCUCCACAACUGGCAUGAUCCUCAUGGAUGACGUGCGCGUGCCUGAGGAGAAUCUCCUGCCCAAAGUGGAAGGAUUGAAGGGGCCUUUUGGGUGUCUGAACAACGCCAGAUAUGGCAUCGCUUGGGGCGCUCUUGGGGCUGCUGAGGCGUGCUUCCACAUCGCCAGACAAUAUACUCUCGAUCGCAAGCAAUUUAGUCGUCCGCUGGCCGCCAAUCAGAUCAUCCAACUCAAGUUAGCCAAUAUGAUGACGGACAUCACUCUGGGACUGCACGCUUGUCUGCAAGUGGGUCGCCUCAAGGAUGAGAAGAAGCACACUCCUGAAAUGAUCUCGCUCAUCAAGAGGAACAACGCUGGAAAGGCACUGGAAAUCGCACGAGUGGCCAGAGAUUGUCUCGGUGGGAAUGGCAUUGCUGAUGAAUACCAUGUCAUCAGGCACGCAAUGAAUCUUGAGGCGGUCAACACGUACGAGGGAACUCAUGAUAUUCACGCCCUGAUCCUGGGAAGAGUCAUCACAGGCAUUCCUGCAUUCUCAUAGAAGCGCCCCGAUUUCCUGACGAGGGAGAAAAUUCCCCAACAUAGGCAUUUGUAGAGAGAUUUUUUUGAUAAAGUUGCGCCAUUCUGCUAUUUUCUGUUACUC
Molecule: messenger RNA, 1484 nt
Organism: Phlebotomus argentipes
Lineage: Eukaryota; Metazoa; Arthropoda; Insecta; Diptera; Psychodidae
Product: glutaryl-CoA dehydrogenase, mitochondrial
Exons: 3
Coding region: 120-1382 (420 amino acids)
Biological process (GO): fatty-acyl-CoA biosynthetic process; fatty acid beta-oxidation using acyl-CoA dehydrogenase
Cellular component (GO): mitochondrial inner membrane
Molecular function (GO): flavin adenine dinucleotide binding; fatty-acyl-CoA binding; glutaryl-CoA dehydrogenase activity
Source: RefSeq, a predicted model, not a curated record